AUGUUCCUCUCAGAUGGGACUCUCUCAGCCGUCAGUUCUGCGCUCCUGUUGGGAAUAUCGUGUCUGAGCGUCCUGGGCGAUCUCACCAAGGACUCUUCAGACUUUUCAGGUUACCUGUCCAAAGUGUUGAGGAACUACACCGAGCAGGCCUGUGACGGAGACUUCCUGUCUGUUCGCUGCCCGCCCCGCACCACCAUCACCAUCCAAUUAGCGUUCUAUGGAAGAAGAGGCGCUUCUGACCACCAACAGUGCCCUCAGACCUACCAGGCCCUCCUAAGUUCUUAUGCCGCUUGGGAGGAUGACCGAUAUUGUUCUGUGUCCACCGCACUACAGAAAAUGCUGGAUGAGUGCCAAGACAGAAGGAGCUGUCAAGUCCUUGUCAACAGCCGUGUGUUCGGGACGGACCAGUGUCCUGGCAGCAGUAAAUACCUCAUUGUCUGGUACAAAUGCAGACCUAACGAGUAUAAGAGCAAGGUGGUCUGUGAGGAGGAGAGGAUGAGGCUGAGCUGCAAGCGGGGUAUGCAGAUCGCCGUUUACUCCGCCAUGUUUGGCCGAACUCAACAGGGCACCCUGGAGUGUCCCCUGCACCACAGGAGGGCCCCGUCAGUAGACUGUGAGUCGUCUGUGGCUCUGCAGGUUCUGACGGCCCGCUGUCAGGGAAAGAAAAGCUGUCUGGUUCGAGCCUCCACCAGAGACUUUGGAGAUCCAUGCUACUCCAGCACCAGGAAGUACCUCAGCGUCAUCUACACCUGUGUCCCAAAGAAGUUGCUCCAGGAGCAGGGACCCAGACCGCCGGUGUACCCCCCUCCACCCGGCGCCCAUGACCCCAACAUAGUGGGAGACAGCCCUCCGGAGGGGAGCUCAGCCCAACGGCCUGACGCUGUUCCAGAUCGGAAGAAGGUUAGGGAGACGAACCCCCACGAGGAGAAGUUUUCAGAAGCUGGAGGAGGAGGAGGAGGAGGAGGAGGAGGUGGAGGAGAAGGUGGAGGAGAAAGUGUACUGCGGCCCCCGAGCAUGAAUCCCAUCAUCAACUCCACCUCUAGCACCAACAUGGCCCUCAUCAGCAACGCACUGGCAGCCUACACUUACAUAUCAGACCACCCGGAGAGGGCGGCGCUCUUCUUCGUCUGCGGCGUGUGUUUGGGCCUCUUCCUCACACUCUUCGCCCUGGUGGUCCAGAUCUCCUGUCGCACCGACUGCCAGCCCCGUCAGCGGGCCCCUGCCAAGAAACGAGCGCGCCCCGCCGACUCUUCCUCCGAUUCCAGCGACUCGGACUCGGACUGGGACACCACGUCGGAUCUGUCGGCGCGGCGGCACCGGCGAUUCGAACGCACGCUCAACAUGAACGUAUUCACGUCGGCGGAAGAGCUGGAGAGAGCGCAGAGGCUGGAGGAGCGGGAGCGCAUCAUCCGAGAGAUCUGGAUGAACGGGCAACCUGACAUCCCCGGGACGCGGAGCCUCAAUAGGUAUUACUGAGGCCUGCCCAGGAUGACUCUAUAAGAAGCCUGCUUGGCUUGAACGACAUUCAGGAUGCACUCGAGUUGGAAGGGGAGAAGAGACGUGGCCCUCAUGAAGCUUUAUAAGCACGCAUGCAAACUGUGGACUCACACUGACGAGAACAGUUGAGGGGAGUGCAGACUUGGGAAGAAGGUUAUUUCCCCUCUGCUGGUUUGCAUAUUCCUCUGGGUAUCAUAAGCUGUGUACCCCAUUCAGUCAGAGAAUAAGCUCCCAGCUCACCCCUUUCUGCCGGAAGCGAGGGGUGAAGGGCUACACUGCCUUGCCCGUGACCUCAGCAGGCCCUUUUGAAGUGGGGGUUUAUGGGUUAGCUGCCUUAGACACACACGGGCCUGUAGAAACGACACAAGGACUGAAGGACCGAGGCCUCAGAUGGGUCCGUUUCAUACACAACGCGAGUCGCCAGCAAAAGACUGUGACACUUGGAGCUUUAUGCUCGGCACCCUCCAGUAUUUAAGUGGGGACUGCACCGAGGGGCGGCAGAGAGCAGAAAGAAGUGUACUAUGGGAUAAUGUAAGACAAUCUUUCCACAGUGAAUAACCACGCUGCCUUUUUAAACUUUAUAAAAACCAAAAUAUAUUUGUGGGACAUUCAUCUCAACCCUUAUGAAAUCUAUUUUAUAAUAUUUAAUAGUUUAUUGAUGUUGUGUAUUUUUGUUCUCAAGUAUGGUUUAAUAUGAGAUUUUUUUUCUACUUGGCGAAGGUUGUCUGGCACCUCAGGGAUGCAAUCCUAGUGUUUCUGUGUUCGGUUGAUGUUGUUGCUUCCUAUGAUGGGGAUCAGCCCAUUUAAACAGCUAAUGUCAGCAUUUAAAGAAAAUAAUUAGGAAUAUCAUAUAUUGAGCCUCAAAGAGGUUUCGUGAUUUAACCUUAUUUUUGAUACGGUAUGUUUAAUUCACAGUGCAGUAACUUUUCUAGCUAAUAAGUCACUGUUGUCAAGAGUGCAAAGUCCAAGAACUUGUCAAAUGAGCUAUUAAUUAGAUAUCCUGAAUUUAUCUUACAGUUGCUUUGCUGAAAUGGAGCAUGUGUCCAAUCUGUCUCUGACACGCUAUGCACUUGCUGCUCUCCCCAGAUGUAUAUGUGCGAAGCCAGAAUUAGCCAAUUUUAUACCAGCAAAUUAGCUAGAAAUCAUUUUCUGGUCCUUGCGAAAUGUCAGGUCUCGUGUCAACCGUGCCCUUAGUUUAAAGGUACCAGUGCGAAGCCAGAUGCUCGUGGUAAUCGCUGCUCAUGGCCAUCUGGAGAAGGAACCAGCACUGAAAAAAGGUUCACAGUGGACAUGCAACCUGCGUCUAUAAAAUCAUGUUGCCAGUUUAUUAAAAUAAGCUAUUGUAAAUCCAGCUGUCUGUGCUGCCUUGGAUUCAAGCGUGGAAUAAUUAUAGUUUUCAUAAAAGCUUGGUAUUUUCCUGACGGAGAGUUUAAUUGAGCAUACACAGGACAUUUUACGGUCAUCCACCUAAAGACUGCCACUCUAUAUAAUUUAUAUAAAGACAGUUAUUGUGCUUACAUUUGAAUGAGGUUAAAAUGUGCUGAUAGCUGGUAAAGUGAGACCAAAACAUGACCCCUGUGCUUGGAAUAAACUGUGUUCAAAAUAA
Molecule: messenger RNA, 3103 nt
Organism: Pseudoliparis swirei
Lineage: Eukaryota; Metazoa; Chordata; Actinopteri; Perciformes; Liparidae
Gene: eva1aa
Product: protein eva-1 homolog C
Exons: 8
Coding region: 1-1476 (491 amino acids)
Molecular function (GO): carbohydrate binding
Source: RefSeq, a predicted model, not a curated record